UGCGAGUGACAUGUGUCGUUCACUGAUGUGUCUUCCUUCAAGUGACAAUUUUGGUGAUGCUGGAAGUCUGAUUACUUAAAGCGAGUAAAAAUGUACAAAUUCCUAUUUAUCUUGGUUAGCGUGUGGUUUGUAAAUUGUGCAGAACAAGUCAACCAGCAAUUAAUAAACAGGAAUGUUGAAAGAACGAUCGAUUUAACAUCACAACUAGUCAAAAUAACCACAACCAUAACCUUAGAAAACACCGGUAAAGAAUCAGUUCGCACAUUUCUAGUGGUUGUGGAGCCCGACAAUGUUGGAAACCUGUCUUACAUUUCCGUGAAGGAUACCCUAAAGGAAGAACUGAAACUGAGCGCGACGAAAGUGGAAAAUCGGCCUAAUCAAAUGUUUAGUGUGCAGCUGAAACAACCCCUUGCUGCCGGCCGAAGCAACGUCGUGACUCUCGAAACUGUCAUUACGAAGGGUUUAGUGCCAUAUCCUAGUAGCAUAAGCCAGAAGGAGAAGCAACUAGUUCGCUAUUUCGGCAAUCAUUACUUCUACAGUCCGUACUUAACUACUAAGCAAACAACAAGUGUAACUUUGAGUUCGCGAAGCCCGGAAAACUACACUAAGUUGAAGCCGGUGGCGCAGUCUGAUUCGACUCUGACAUAUGGACCUUACAACGACAUUCCAGCUUACAGUCAAGACCCGAUGAUAGUUCACUAUGAGAACAACUCCCCAUUUUUGACAGUCACUCGUCUGGAGCGCCUCAUCGAGAUCUCCCACUGGGGUAACAUCGCGGUUGAAGAAAACAUCGAAAUUUUACACACCGGAGCUAAACUGAAAGGAUCCUUCUCGCGUUAUGACUAUCAGAGAGACAGCAGCAGCAGCCACCACAGCAUAAAGUCAUACCGGACCAUCCUUCCAGCAGCUGCCUACAAUAUCUACUACAGAGACAGCAAUGGGAACAUUUCCACUUCCCAGGUCCGCACCCGCAAGGACUGGAUUGAGCUAGAAUUGAGGCCGCGGUUCCCACUUUUUGGAGGUUGGCGCAGUUCAUACACACUCGGGUACAGCGUACCCAGCUACCAGUACUUGUUCCGGCGAACUGGCGCCAGUUAUGUUCUCAAUAUGCGGCUCCUUGAUCACGUUUUCGACGAUAUGCACGUUGAGGAGUUGGAGACGAAGAUCGUGCUACCUGUUGGGGUGCGUGACGUAGUCAUUUCGCCCCCGUACGAAAUGGAAAGACUCACAGAUCAGUUGUCUUACAAGUACUUGGAUAACAUGGGAAGGGCCGUUAUUACGUUGAGGAAAACUAAUUUAGUGGAGCAACAUAUCCAGGAUGUGGAGAUCGUUUAUAAUUGGUCUACACUUAUGCUGCUGCACGAGCCUGCCUUGCUAGCUACUGCUUUGUAUAUCUUGUUUAUUUUUGUUAUCAUUUACGUAAGACUUGACUUCUCUAUUCACAAACCUGAUCACAGUAAGAAAGAAUGAUUAAUUGAUAGGUUGUUCCUUCAUUUUUCAUUUUGUUCACUUGUUUGUUCAUAGUUGCGAUUGUGCAUUUGAUUACAAAAAUAAAUGUUUUCUACUA
Molecule: messenger RNA, 1567 nt
Organism: Zophobas morio
Lineage: Eukaryota; Metazoa; Arthropoda; Insecta; Coleoptera; Tenebrionidae
Product: dolichyl-diphosphooligosaccharide--protein glycosyltransferase subunit 1
Exons: 1
Coding region: 91-1470 (459 amino acids)
Cellular component (GO): oligosaccharyltransferase complex; membrane
Source: RefSeq, a predicted model, not a curated record